Lolium rigidum is the source of this 2015-nucleotide messenger RNA. RefSeq names its product probable serine/threonine-protein kinase At1g54610. Gene Ontology annotation, cellular component: nucleus; cyclin-dependent protein kinase holoenzyme complex. Gene Ontology annotation, biological process: protein phosphorylation; positive regulation of transcription elongation by RNA polymerase II. Gene Ontology annotation, molecular function: RNA polymerase II CTD heptapeptide repeat kinase activity; ATP binding; cyclin-dependent protein serine/threonine kinase activity. The record is from RefSeq and is a predicted model, not a curated record. Lineage: Eukaryota; Viridiplantae; Streptophyta; Magnoliopsida; Poales; Poaceae. The coding region runs from base 8 to 1702 and encodes 564 amino acids. The transcript has 7 exons.
CCCACCCAUGGGCUGCGUGUACGGCCGCCCGUCCGCCGCCUGCACACCCAGCCCCGACCGCCGCGCCGCGUCCCAGCCACAGCACAAGGCGGAUGCCUCCUCUGCUGCCGCGGCGGCGGCGGGGGAGGCCGGCGAGAAGGUCGACCAGCCAGCCGCCGCCGCCGCCGUCGCCGCGCCGGUGAAGCGGGAGCGGCGGUCGCGGUCGUCGCGGCACGGCCCGCCGGAGGCCCGGCUCGGGGGCAGCUUCGCCAACAAGGCGCGCGGCGAGCAGGUCGCCGCCGGCUGGCCCGCCUGGCUCUCCGCCGUCGCCGGCGAGGCCAUCAACGGCUGGACCCCGCGCCGCGCCGACUCCUUCGAGAAGAUCGACAAGAUCGGGCAAGGCACGUACAGCAACGUGUACAAGGCGCGGGACUCGGUGAGCGGCAAGAUCGUGGCGCUCAAGAAGGUGCGCUUCGACAACCUGGAGCCGGAGAGCGUGCGGUUCAUGGCCCGGGAGAUCCUCAUCCUGCGCCGCCUCGACCACCCCAACGUCAUCAAGCUCGACGGCCUCGUCACCUCGCGCAUGUCAUGCAGCCUCUACCUCGUCUUCGACUACAUGGUGCACGACCUCGCAGGCCUCGCCGCCAGCCCCGACAUCAAGUUCACCCUGCCCCAGGUCAAGUGCUAUGUGCACCAGCUGCUGUCGGGGCUGGAGCACUGCCACAACCAGGGGGUGCUGCAUCGCGACAUCAAGGGCUCCAACCUGCUCAUGGACGACCAUGGCGUGCUCAAGAUUGGGGACUUUGGCCUGGCAUCCUUCUUCGACCCCAACCAUAAGCAGCCGAUGACCAGUCGGGUGGUCACUCUGUGGUACCGGCCGCCAGAGUUGCUGUUGGGUGCCACGGAUUACGGAGUGGGUGUCGACUUGUGGAGCGCCGGAUGUAUCCUUGCUGAGUUGCUGGCUGGGAAACCUAUUAUGCCGGGACGGACCGAGGUGGAACAGUUGCAUAAGAUAUUUAAGCUAUGCGGAUCCCCCGCUGAAGAAUAUUGGAAAAAAUCGAAGUUGCCGCAUGCAACCAUAUUUAAGCCCCAGCAGCCAUACAAAAGGCGAAUAGCAGAUACAUUCAAAGACUUUCCGCAAUCAGCACUUCGGCUGAUCGAAACACUUCUCUCAAUUGAUCCUGCUGAUCGUUUAACAGCAACUGCUGCAUUGAAUAGUGAUUUCUUUAAAACGGAACCUCAUGCUUGUGAUCCAUCAAGUCUACCCCAGUACCCACCAAGCAAAGAGAUGGAUGCAAAACGAAGAGAUGAAGAAGCUAGACGUUUAAGAGCUGCUGGUAAUAGACCUAAUGGUGAUGGAGCUAGGAAGACAAGGACACGUGAUCGGCCUCGGGCUGUUCCAGCACCAGAGGCAAAUGCUGAACUCCAAGUAAACAUUGAUAAAAGAAGGCUAAUAACGCAUGCAAAUGCGAAGAGCAAGAGUGAAAAGUUCCCUCCACCACAUCAGGAUGGAGCAAUCGGAUAUCCGUUGGGUUGUUCAAAUCACAUGGAACCUACAUUUGAACCCCCAGAUCCAUCUUCGUUUAGCACCGUAUUUCCUUACGAGAAGGGUUCCGUGCCUACUUGGUCUGGACCAUUGGCUGACCCUUCUGCAGGUAAGCAGAAGCGGAAACACAAGUCUGGCCGCUCUUCGAAACAACCAUCGACUGCCCGUGCCCGAUAACGCCCCUGCCCCAUAAUACGUCCUUUGAUGAUUGGUGCAUAAGAGUUCUUCAAUACUAAAAGUUACUGGGGAGAAGUUGCUGGAAGCUGUGAUAUCUGAUUUACAGUCGAGGCGAGCAGCAAUUAAUUUUAUCAAAGAUCCAUGAAUUCAUUUCCAUGUACGGAUUCUUUUCGAACAGCAGUGUAUAGAUCGGAGAGGGAGCUCAGUUAGUCAAAUCAUGUACAUUAGGUUCUCAUUUUCCAUUCUUAUAAGCAGAUAUAUGUCAUGUUAGAUUCUUUUCGGUGAGUAAUGGAAUUUUCAGAUCAACCUGGCA